Pristis pectinata (smalltooth sawfish) is the source of this 3081-nucleotide messenger RNA. RefSeq names its product microcephalin 1 (gene mcph1). NCBI's taxonomy places the organism in Eukaryota, Metazoa, Chordata, Chondrichthyes, Rhinopristiformes, Pristidae. The record is from RefSeq and is a predicted model, not a curated record. Gene Ontology annotation, biological process: DNA repair; mitotic cell cycle. Gene Ontology annotation, molecular function: zinc ion binding; ubiquitin-protein transferase activity; DNA binding. Bases 96 to 2810 code for a protein of 904 amino acids. Gene Ontology annotation, cellular component: nucleus. The transcript is spliced from 15 exons.
CGCGCGCGCUGCGCGCCACGUUUGAACCAUCGCGGCGGGAGAGAGGGAGCGGAGCGCGGAUUGGGACAGAGUAGCUUUCUACAGACUCUUGCAGAAUGACCGGUGACUGUAAUAAAAGAUCCAUUCUUCAAGGUGUUGUGGCAUUUGUGGAUGUGUGGUCUUCAAAUAAGACUGAAAACUACUCAAAAUCAUUUAUCGAACACUUGGUCGAUAUGGGUGCCACGGUUUUAAAAUACUUCAAUAAGCAAGUGACACAUGUGAUAUUCAAGGAUGGACAUGAAAGUGUGUGGAAGAAGGCCCAGAAAACUGGUGUGAAAUUGGUGUCUGUACUUUGGGUGGAAAGGUGUUUGGCAACGCAUACCCAUGUUGAUGAAUCCUUAUUUCCUGCUAUAAAUGAAAGUAAACAUUUACCUGAAAAUAAAAGGACGCAUCGAUGUAUGAAACCCAAGGACUUCAUAGAAAAGACACCAGAAAACAACAAGAGGCUGCAGAAGAAAUUAGAUCAAAUGAUUCAGGAGCUAGAUUUGAAAAGAUCUCUUGGAGCUGAUCUGCCUUCACUUUCAUUUGAAGAGGAAGUUACAGGUCUUAAUAAUGCUAAACCUAAAUCGGUUCCCCUCAAUCGUUUCUGUGGAAUGGAAGAAAGAUUGAAGGAAAUGAAAGAAAAAAGAGAAAACCUUUCACCUACUGCUUCUCAAAUGACUCAGUUGACAGUAUCGGCUUCUGCUGUCUCUCCUUGCCGUCCAACUCUUGGGGAAUCUCCCUCAGCAAUACCAAAAGCAUUGUUUGAAGAAGAGUAUGAAGUUGAUUCUGGAGGGGCAUCAAUUAAUAAUACUUGUGGAAAAUACGCUGGCAAAAGCAAGACUCCACUUUCAGCAGAUGCUUAUGAAGGACAAAUGAGUCAACAUCACAGGACAGAGCCUUUUGUACAGGGAAUGCAUUUGAUCAAAUCAUCACAAGAUGAAAACAAAACAUCAUUGCGAAGGGGAAAGAAAUCUAUUUCUAAAAUGAAAUUACAUUUUCCGAAGAGUGCCCUAGCUUCUCUGCAUCGCGACAAAGUGUCAGCAGGCUCAUGUAAUAAGAAAGUGAGUGAAAAUUAUUCUGAAGGAAGUGUUGAAGUUUUGAACAAUGCAGGAGCAGAUCUAAACCUUUGUGAUGCACUAAGCAACAAAAUUGUACAAUCACCUCCUCCAGUAAAGUCAACGGCCACUGUAGAAGAUCACUACCUUACAGAGACUGAUUUUGUAUCUAAUGAACAUUAUAAAAAUUAUGCUUCUCCUCUGCAAUCAAAUUUUUCAACUGUAAUGAAGAAAAAUCAAUGUAGCUCAAAGAAAAAUGGAAAAUUAUGUAAGGACCAUUUUAAAUCAACUAGAAAUGAUAUAUCUGAAGCAGGCAACUUCCCUAAUAAAGAGGAAGUUUGCCCUACUAAUAAGGACAGAUUGAUGUAUGAGGACUUCUUCUCGACAGUUAACCUGAAUGGCCAAAACAAUCCAAGACUUUCAUUAGGUGUGCUUCCGCCCAAAUCACCAAGUCCUCCUGGCAUUAUUUUUGGAAACGUUAAGCAAAAGAGAAAAUUGCAAGAAAUCGAUCCACAAAUUUCUGCGGCUAGAAAUAAAAGGGCAAGGAGUGCAGGAAGUGUCAGUGUUGAAGCACAGCCCAGUGUUUGUACUGAUAAAGAUAAUGAACCUUUGAAUGCAGCUGCACUGGCUGGCAAAAAUAGCCCCGACAGAAGCAAUGCUACACUUCAGUCAGAUGCUGCUAAAUCUCGUCAGAGAAGGAAAUCUCAUUUAAAAGAACUAUUUAAAUAUUUUCUUGAUGAAUCGAGAGAACUUAUGAAUGAAGUGUCUAAGAAAAAAGAACUGUGUCAGCGUCAUGAAGAGAAAAGGUUAGACUUGCUUCCAAAUCACUCUACUAUGACUUGUCUUUCUAAACGCAAUAAAGGGAUAAAACCAUCGAAUUUGCACCAUGAGCCACAAACCUACUCCAUAAUUUCCAUGCAACUCUCCGAUCAAAUGAAUAAGAAAGGGUAUGAGGAAGAAAAAGUACAGUGCCAUCAGGAGGACACAUUGUCUAAAGACUUCUUAAAAUUGCAAAGCGUUGACAAUGAAUCGGACGACGACCAUCAGAGUGGACCCAGCCAAAGCAGUCCCUUAGGAUUGAAGAUGACUUGUUUCCUUAAAGAAAAACACAAUUUAAUUGAAGUAACAAACAGAACCAUUGAAUGCAAAAGGAAGAAUAUGAAGCCAAGGAGAACUCUUGUCAUGACAAGCAUGCCUUCCGAGAAUCAGACCAUUGUAAUUCAAAUAGUGAAGCAGCUAGGUGGCUUUCUGUUCUCAGACAGUGUAUGUGAAACAACAACUCACGUCAUAGCAGGACGCCACCGACGCACAUUGAAUGUUUUGUUUGGAAUUGCCCGAGGCUGCUGGAUCUUGUCCUUUGACUGGAUUCUUUGGUCAUUGGAGAAGGGAUGUUGGGCUCCUGAAGAACCAUUUGAAUUAUCGGCCCAGUUUCCUGCAGCUACUAUCUGCAGAUUAGAAAAACAGUCAACAAGAGGACCCUAUCAGCAGGAUUUAUUUGUGAAUCAGCCUUUGAUGUUCAUUUCACCUCAAAGCAAACCACCUGCGUUAAUGCUGGAGAAACUCGUGCAGUUAUGUGGGGGAAAGGUGUGCAAAACGCUCCGCAAAGCUGGAAUUUGUAUUGGACAGUACACGGGAAGGAGACCUCCAGGGAACAAACACUUGUCAGAACAUUGGAUACUGGACAGUAUUACCAAACAUGAGGUCUGCUCCAUGGACGGCUACACUCUAGACUAAAUGAAAACUACAUCAGAAGAUGACCCUGCUUCUAUCUGUUGGCAUAUUCACUAUUUUAUAAGAGUUGGUUUGUAAGGAAAGGACAUUGUGUCUCAGAAAAAUGAUGAAGUAUUUUUUAAGUCAGCAUUUUAGGUAUCACAAUGUUCUCUGCAACCCACGCUCAAACUAGGUCGAUCAUCUCUUUCGGUUGUUUUAUCUGGUGUGAUUUUAAAGUGUUUCAACAAGCUUUAUUAACUUGUACGUGUGUUUUAAUAAAAGUGGUUAAAAUAUU